Messenger RNA from Drosophila albomicans, 1620 nucleotides. RefSeq names its product myb-like protein P. Lineage: Eukaryota; Metazoa; Arthropoda; Insecta; Diptera; Drosophilidae. The transcript is spliced from 3 exons. Gene Ontology annotation, biological process: biological process involved in interspecies interaction between organisms. The coding region runs from base 119 to 1537 and encodes 472 amino acids. Gene Ontology annotation, molecular function: carbohydrate binding. Gene Ontology annotation, cellular component: external side of plasma membrane. The record is from RefSeq and is a predicted model, not a curated record.
CUCGGUGUCGAAGACAGUCUCAGUCGCAGUUUGAAUCUCGAUGCGGGCGCAACUUGUUGAAAUCGAAAGUGAACCUAGAGUUAAUAUUGUUGUAUUGUAGCUUAGUCGCAAGUUGUCUAUGAGUGGAAUAUUAAAAGUGUGUGUCGAAGAGUGGAAAAGGCAUUCAUUACAUGUCGCGAUGUCAUCGGCCGCUAAGGAAACAAUAAAGUGCCGUCGUCAUGCAUUACUGAAGCUAUUAACUCUGGGCCUGCUGUGCCUUGGAUUAUGCAAUGCAGCUGCUGCAGACGGUGAAACUAUGCAAAAAUACGCAAAUGAAUCAGAGGCACCAAAUUGGUCGCAAUUUCUCGAAGAUUAUGUGUUAAGCCAAAGCAGCAGUCACCGUAUGUCCAAAGAUCUGGGCUAUAUGGAUGGCCCAAUUAAUUAUCACUCCUCAGCGUACAAAAGACCCGGUAACAAUAUUUAUAUUACUCGACGCAUUGGCGAGGCUGUCGAGCUGGAGCCGCAUUUGCGUACGCCUGUGGAAAGUCAGAGCCCGAUUGUUAAUCCUCAGUUCCGUCCCAUGACCAACCAAAUGUUGCACCAACAACAACAGCAGCAGCAGCAACAGCUGCAGCAGCAGCAACAGCAGCAGCAACAGCGACAGCAACCCGGUUUCUUGCAACAACUCUUUGGCUUUGGUGGCUCCAGCAGUGGCGGUUUAAGCUCCAGCGGCAGUGGACCAUCUGGUCCCCCUCAAGCGCACUUGCGUCCGGUGCCACUGCAGCAAGCACCCGCACACUCACAGCAACAACAGCAACAGCAGCAACACUUGGCCCAUGGCAGUCCACCGAACACAUUCCGGGCCGUCUCCGAAAACGAUUUGUAUCUGCUUGGAGCCAUCGAAAAGCUAGUCUAUCGUGUUGAUUAUUUGGAAAGUCGUGUGCGCCGCACGGAGCAGUUGAUCUACUAUCUGAUGGCCGGCAACAAUCAAAAGGAAGUGAAGGAUCCAUGCCCAACCAAUUUUACGCGCAUCAGCGACAAUUGCUACUACAUCAACAGUCAGCAGCAGGUGAACUGGAAGACGGCCAACACGGCAUGCAAAGGGCUCUCUGCGCACCUGGCAGAGUUCGAAAAGGUCUCAGAGAAUGAAGAGAUCAUGGCCUAUUUGCUUAAUCAGCCAGCUCACCGAGGUCGUGACUAUUGGCUGGGUGGACUUAACCCAGGACUGUUGUGGAUCUGGUCGAAUUCCGCCAAGCCCGUGAAUCCCAACACAAAUCUCACUUCGAUAGCCAUGUCACAGAAGGGUGAAAAUUCAACAGCUUCCAAUCUGGUGGACAGCAGCGAGGAAUCCACAGAUGACAACGAUGUGCUCAACAAUACAGUACAAAUUGAAGGCAAAGGACGUUGUCUCCGACUCAGCUACAAUGCUGGCAAACAUAGUUAUGUAUACUAUGGUCAGGAGUGCACAUCCAGGCACUAUUAUAUCUGUGAGUACGAGGACAAGACGCUGGAUAAUAAAAUACAGAAGAUAGCGCGUGACCUCAAACUCUUUGAUUAAUAAAAUAUGUAUAUGUAAUAUUGAGUAUAAAUAGAAUCCUAUUUAUCAAUUCCCCAACUUUUGUCAUAGACAGUUGCUGUAAA